GUCAUUCUUCAUGUUUUUGAUUCUUUUCGGACAUUGCUCAAUAAAUUUGGGAUUGGAAGGGAGUAUCGCCACCGUCCAUCAUAUGACCCGGAUGCCUUUGUUUCUGUCAACCAGCUAUCUAACAUUCCGUCCGAUCCCCAAUCCGUCAGUGAGCCAACCUCGGGCCACCAUUCAACUGGCAAUCCACUUCCAUCGCAGUUGCCCCCUUGGCCAUGGAAAAAUAUGAGCAUCUGGCAUCUCAUGACAUGGAAGAUGACCAGUACUAGCGGGUUGACAUCUGAAGCCCAGGUCACCCACCUCGUUAGCGACAUAUUGAAGGCCAAGGAUUUCAGUAUUGGUGAUCUACCAGAUAAUUUAAACAUUCACACAGAAACGAUGCGCUUUGACGCCUCUGAUGGAACACUGGACCCCAACGGUAUCUUCCAAAGAGAUGGCUGGAGGGAGUCAGCUGCUGAAUUAUUAGUUCCAACCGGGGAGAAGAACGCAGAUGGAAACGGGCAAUUAUUUACUGUACCAGGUUUUCAUCACCGUCCACUUGUAGCAGUUAUUCGUGCUGCCUUCUCAGAGGCGUCAUCAUGCUGGUUUCAUUUCACUCCGUUCAAAUGCUUCUGGAAGUCACCUUUGACUGGUCAAGAGCAGCGAGUAUAUGACAAACUCUACACAUCAGAUGCCUGGAACAAAGCUCACGACGAGCUCCAGAAACAGAAGAGGGAUGGCAACUGUAAAUUGGAGUGGGUAAUCACCGGACUGAUGUUCUGGUCCGAUGCGACACAC
This is a messenger RNA of Suillus paluster, 774 nucleotides long. RefSeq lists its product as uncharacterized. Lineage: Eukaryota; Fungi; Basidiomycota; Agaricomycetes; Boletales; Suillaceae. The annotation marks the transcript as partial. The transcript has a single exon. The record is from RefSeq and is a predicted model, not a curated record.